Syzygium oleosum is the source of this 1080-nucleotide messenger RNA. RefSeq lists its product as uncharacterized. The coding region runs from base 154 to 696 and encodes 180 amino acids. The transcript has 8 exons. Gene Ontology annotation, molecular function: peptidyl-tRNA hydrolase activity. Gene Ontology annotation, cellular component: mitochondrion; cytosol. The record is from RefSeq and is a predicted model, not a curated record. Lineage: Eukaryota; Viridiplantae; Streptophyta; Magnoliopsida; Myrtales; Myrtaceae.
AGGGCAUUGAUAUGUCAACGGGAGUCGUCCAGGUGUUAUCUCUGGUUCUUGCCCUUUUGGUCUAGGGUUUCUUCUCUUGGAUGCGGAUCGUAUCGUCCCUCCUCUACUACCAUACCACCAGCACAGAGGGCUUGAACUUUGGAUUCGCACGUGAUGGAUUUAACAUGGCUAAGUGCCAUUAUAGUUGGGGCGGGAUGCCUUGCUCUGGGAUACUAUCUUGGUGCAUAUCACCCUUCUCGCAUCUUGAUCACCGCUAGAGCAUCCAAAGGCUCAUCUGCUGCUACUGGGAGCAAGAAGAAUAAGCCAAAAGAUCCUCUAGAGGUUGAGAAUUUGGCUGAGAUUUUAGAAGAUUUUAAAAUGGUUUUGGUUGUGAGGAAUGAUCUAAAGAUGGGAAAAGGGAAGAUUGCCGCCCAGUGUAGUCAUGCGACUUUGGGUCUCUAUAAAAAGCUCCUACGCCGUGCACCAAAAGCUUUAGACAGGUGGGAGAUGUGUGCGCAGCCUAAGGUGGUUGUCAAAAUCGAGAGUGAGGAAGAUAUGCUUGCUUUGCAAGAAAGGGCGAAAUCACUUAAAUUACCGACCCAUAUUACAAUUGAUGCAGGGAGGACACAAAUUGCACCAAAUUCAAGGACCGUGAUGGCUAUUCUUGGACCAGUUGAAGUCGUCGAUGAUGUGACUGGUGGACUGAAACUUUUGUAGCAAGUUCUUGUUCAAAGUGGCCACAUGUUUUGCAACAGGAAAGACAAACUGCUAUCAUAAUAGGAAGGAACAAUUAUGAAUCGAUGAGAAAGCAAUAUGAGUCCUCCAUGGUUGUCCCUUGAAAUCUGUCUUUUGGCAGGCACAAAUGAUAGCAAUGACGACAAGAAAGUUUUAGGUCCAAUUCAAUUUAUGCACGCGCUUGGGAGCUAAAUAUUAUGUUUUGCAAAAUGCCGGGUGAUGUGCAUUGGAAAAAGAAGAUAUGCUCUCAAAACUUGAUUUCUUUUCCUUGAUCUGGAUUCAGCGGUGCACUUUGAUGAAAACUUUUUUCUUUUUGGUUGGAAGACUUUGAAUACGUGGACUGAGUUGCAAUUAUCCUUCACGCAA